This is a messenger RNA of Microsporum canis CBS 113480, 1725 nucleotides long. Its product is annotated as T-complex protein 1 subunit theta. Gene Ontology annotation, cellular component: chaperonin-containing T-complex. Gene Ontology annotation, biological process: protein folding. Bases 1 to 1725 code for a protein of 574 amino acids. The record is from RefSeq and is a predicted model, not a curated record. Gene Ontology annotation, molecular function: ATP-dependent protein folding chaperone; ATP hydrolysis activity; ATP binding. The transcript is spliced from 3 exons. NCBI's taxonomy places the organism in Eukaryota, Fungi, Ascomycota, Eurotiomycetes, Onygenales, Arthrodermataceae.
AUGUCGUUGACAAUUCCGAAGGCGCCCAAUGCUGGCCUGUUCAAGCAGGGCUAUCAGAGCCACGACUCCGAGGAUGGCGCCGUUAUUCGAAAUAUCGAAGCAUGCAGAGCUAUUGCCCAGACAGUCCAGACCUCACUCGGACCUCAUGGCCGGAAUAAGAUCGUCAUUAAUCAUCUGCAGAAGAUGAUUCUCACUUCUGACGCCGCUACAAUCCUACGGGAGCUGGAUGUCGUGCAUCCUGCUGCCAAACUCCUAGUUAUGGCCAGUCAGCAGCAGGAGGCCGAGAUGGGAGAUGCUACAAAUAUGGUUAUCAUUUUCGCUGGAGAGCUUCUACGAAAGGCAGAGGAUCUCCUACGAAUGGGGCUGAAGACCAGUGAUAUCGUUCAGGGCUACGAGAUUGCACAGGGAUUCGCUCUCAGUACUUUAGAUGAACUCGAAGUUGAUAGAUUAAAGGAAAUGCGCUCGGCACCUGAGCUCGGGAAGGCACUGAAGACGGUUAUUGGAAGCAAACAGUCUGGGUCCGAGGAGAUUCUUGCACCUCUCGUUGCAGAGGCUGUUCUGGGAGUACUCCCAAAGAACCCCGCCAACUUUAAUGUCGACAAUGUCCGUGUGGUUAAAAUUAUGGGUGGGAGCUUGGAACAAUCGCGUGUGGUUAAAGGCAUGGUCUUUGCUCGUGAACCAGAAGGUUCCAUUAAGAAGGCCAAAAAGGCCAAAGUGGGUGUUUUCAGCUGCCCACUUGAUAUCUCCCAAACCGAAACCAAGGGGACAGUACUCCUACACAAUGCCAAGGAAAUGCUUGAUUUCACAAAAGGAGAAGAGAGCCGUCUUGAAGCCGCUAUAAAGGAACUUUAUGAUUCUGGCCUUCGCGUCGUCGUUGCCGGCUCCACUGUGGGAGAACUUGCCCUACAUUACCUGAACCGAUUCAACAUCCUCGUUAUAAAGGUCAUGUCCAAGUUUGAGCUCCGCAGGUUAUGUCGUGUCAUUGGAGCCACUCCUCUUGCUCGUCUUGGUGCUCCUAUGCCAGAUGAGAUGGGAAAUGUUGACGUUGUUGAGACCAUGGAGAUUGGCGGUGACCGAGUGACAAUUUUCAGACAAGAAGAUGCCGGUUCUGUUAGCCGUACAUCUACCAUCAUCCUCCGUGGAGCAACGCAAAACUACUUAGAAGAUGUUGAGCGCGCCAUUGAUGAUGGUGUGAAUGCAGUGAAGGCCGUGGCGAAAGACCCACGACUGGUGCCUGGAGCCGGUGCUACAGAGAUGCAGCUUAUCGAACGACUCACUCAAUUUGCGGAUAGAACUCCCGGCCUUGCCCAGCAUGCCAUUCGAAAGUAUGCCGAAUCCUUCGAGGUCAUCCCACGAACACUUGCAGAAUCUGCAGGCCUUAACGCCACCGAAGUGCUAUCAAGACUAUAUACGGCCCACCAAGAGGCAGCAAAGGAAGAAUCAUCAGAAGAGGAUGAUGAUGAAGAGGAUGAGGAUGAGGAUGAGAGCUCCGAAGAAGAAGACCCCACAUGGACCACUGGUGUCGAUAUUCUUGCCUCUUCUGCUUCUGGAACCAUUGAUGCUGUAGAGGAGGAAAUUCUCGACCUCCUUGUUUCUAAAUCGUGGGCCAUCCGGCUUGCUUCUGAGUCUGCACGAACAAUUCUUAGUGUUGACCAAAUUAUUGUUGCAAGACAAGCUGGUGGUCCCAAACCGCCAGGCCAAAACCCAAAUUGGGACGAAGAUUAA